AUAAUCCAGAAUCAUUGCGGCACAUAGUGUGUAAGGGGUGCGCAACAUUCUGCAGUUUAACUGCAUUCCACAUGUGCCUGUGUUAGUGCAGCCCCAUAACCAAGAAUGGGGGGGGUGUUUAUUCCUGUGCUCCCCUGCAAUGGAACGCAGGAGAACCCCACCACAGGGAAAAACACUAGUCAGUACAAUAAUUACCUAAUUGAGACUUUUCUGUUCUAAUUGUAUUAAUUGGCUGUAAUGCUGCAUUGAAGAGUAAUGUGGAUUUGCAGGUGUCUUAUUAAGGAUUUUGAAAAGAGGCCAUCAGUCAUUCAUCUUCUAGAGCAUCCAUUCAUCAAACAAGUGCACGGCAAAGAUAUGGCUUUACAGCGACAGCUGGCCAAACUCAUCCAGGUACAACAGCAAUCGGGAUCUAUAGCAAAAACAAGGUACGAACGCAUGCAUACCAAAAGGCCUUAUGUUCUACAGACAAAGGAAAACUCUUGCCUAGAUGAUGACCUGGUUAACCUUGAAGUUCUGGAUGAGGACACUAUAAUACAUCAGUUACAGACCCGAUAUGCUGACUUGCAGAUUUACACCUACGUUGGGGAUAUAUUAAUAGCUUUAAACCCCUUCCAGAAUCUCAGCAUUUACUCUCCGCAGUUUUCCAAGCUUUACCAUGGAGUCAAGCGUGCCUCAAACCCUCCCCAUAUAUUUGCCUCAGCAGAUGCAGCGUACCAGGGCAUGGUUACCUUCUGCAAAGAUCAGUGCAUUAUCAUCAGCGGAGAGAGCGGUGCUGGGAAGACAGAAAGUGCCCAUCUCAUUGUCCAACAUUUGACCUUCCUCGGAAAGGCAAAUAACAGAGCACUGAGAGAAAAGAUUCUGCAAGUGAACCCACUGGUUGAAGCCUUUGGCAAUGCAUGUACAGUUAUCAAUGACAACUCCAGCCGCUUUGGGAAAUACCUGGAAAUGAUGUUUACACCUACUGGAGCAGUGAUGGGUGCAAAGAUUUCAGAAUAUCUCUUGGAGAAAUCAAGGGUCAUCAAGCAAGCUGUAGGGGAGAAAAAUUUCCAUAUUUUUUAUUACAUUUAUGCUGGACUGCACCAUCACAAAAAGCUGUCAGAAUACAGACUGCCGGAAAAAAAGCCGCCUAGCUAUAUCAACAAUGAAACGGGGACAGUAAUGCAGGAUAUUGUCAAUAAUGAAUCGUAUAGAAGGCAGUUUGCAGCAAUUCAACAUUGCUUCAGAAUCAUAGGAUUCAGUAAUGAGGAAGUCCACUCAGUGUACAGAAUUUUGGCUGGAAUAUUAAAUACAGGAAAUAUUGAAUUUACAGCUAUUUCUUCUAAACAUCAGAUUGAUAAAAGUGAGGUACCAAACGGAGAAGCCUUAGAAAAUGCUGCCUCCCUUCUCAGCAUUGGUUCAGAAGAACUCCAAGAAGCUCUCACCUCCCAUUGUGUAGUAACUAGAGGCGAAACCAUUAUACGGACAAAUACAGUGGACAAAGCGGCUGAUGUCCGGGAUGCAAUGUCCAAAGCUCUGUAUGGCAGACUUUUUAGCUGGAUAGUUAAUAGGAUCAAUACACUUCUGCAGCCAGACAAAAAUAUAUGUAAUGCAGAAAGUGGAAUGAACGUUGGAAUUCUAGAUAUUUUUGGAUUUGAAAACUUCAAAAGGAACUCCUUCGAGCAGCUUUGCAUUAACAUUGCCAAUGAACAGAUCCAGUUUUAUUUUAAUCAGCAUAUAUUUGCACUGGAACAGAUGGAAUACCAGAGUGAAGGAAUCGACGCCGCCUUGGUGAAGUACGAGGACAACCGGCCACUCUUAGAUACUUUUCUCCAAAAGCCAAUGGGUCUUCUGUCCCUGCUCGAUGAAGAGAGCAGAUUUCCACAAGCAACUGACCAAACUUUAGUUGACAAAUUUGAAGAUAACCUGAGAUGCAAAUACUUUUGGAGGCCAAAGGGCGUUGAGCUUUGUUUUGGCAUUCAGCACUAUGCUGGGAAGGUUCUGUACAACGUUUGUGGGUUUCUGGAGAAGAACAGAGACACGCUCCCAGCUGACAUCGUAGUUGUGCUGAGAACAUCAGAAAACAAACUCCUCCAGCAGCUGUUCUCGAGCCCAUUGACCAAAACAGGUAACCUGGCACAAUCACGGGCACGGGUAACAGCAGCUUCCAGGUCUUUGCCUCCUCAACUGAAUGCUGGACGUAUUAAGGUAGACACCAUGGAAAUGAUGAGACAUCCAGGGGAGACAACAAACAUGAAAAGACAGACAGUGGCUUCUUAUUUUAGGUACUCCCUAAUGGAUCUCUUAUCAAAAAUGGUAGUUGGGCAGCCUCACUUUGUCCGCUGUAUUAAGCCCAACGAUGAUCGGCAGGCGAUGAAAUUUUGUCGGGAAAGGGUUCUCAUGCAGCUUCGUUACACUGGGAUUCUGGAGACAGUAAAUAUCCGAAGACAGGGAUAUUCUCAUAGGAUUCUGUUUGACGAAUUUUUGAAAAGGUACUAUUAUCUUGCCUUUAAAGCACAUCAAAACCCACCUGGCACAAGAGAAACCUGCACUGCAAUUCUAGAGAAAGCUAAGCUGGACAAAUGGGUUCUGGGGAAAACAAAGGUGUUCCUGAAAUAUUACCAUGUGGAGCAGCUGAACCUUCUACUGCGGGAAGUGAUCGGAAGAGUGGUGGUAAUGCAAGCCUAUACCAAGGGGUGGCUUGGGGCAAGGAGAUAUAAGAAAGUAAAAGAGAAACGUGAGAAGAGUGCCACCUCUAUUCAGACAGCGUGGAGAGGCUAUGAUGCACGAAGGAAAUAUCAACAACUAAGAGCAAGAAGAGAUGAAGCAGCAGUUUGUAUUCAAUCAGCUUACAAGGGAUACACCGCCAGAAAGAAUUAUGUUGUGCUGAAGAAUAAUAAGCAUUAUGAGUUCAAUGAGAGGCAGAGGCUGGGGAGCAGCAACAAAGGCCAUUUGACAGACUCGAGCAUCAGGGCCCGGCAGCCAGAUAAGGAAGCCGAUUAUCACAGGCCCCUUUUUUAUACAACUGAGAGGAACAGCUUGGUGGAUAUUGAUGAACACGACUUUACUGCAAACCGUCGCCUUUCAGAUUUCUAUGGAUCUCAGAAAAGUACAGGGUCAGAUGGAUGCCUUGAGAAGAAGCUGAGGACAGCACGAAGACGGUGUCAACAGCCCAAAACCCUGAAUUCCCCUGAGGAUAGUAUGUACUACAACCAGGUCAAUGGAUCUCUGGAAUAUCAAGGGAGCAAGAGGAAGCCAAGAAAACUUGGACAAGUGAAACUAUUGGAUGGAGAGGAUGAAUAUUACAAAUUGUUGUCAGCUGCAGAUUCAAUCCCUGAGGAGGAUUUCUCCCCCUGCAGCCCUUUGUCCCCACAACAAAUGUUUUUCUCAUAAAGUUGCAUUUUUUGUAUUUUCUGUUCGUUGAUGAGAAAAAUUGCAUCCAGGUUAUCAUGAAGCUCAUUGCAGUCUUCCUGGGUAUUUUGCAAGACUUUUAUUGUCAUUUUUAUUUCAUGUUUCUAUUUAUUGCUUUUGUCAUAACAACGCAAAUAAAAAAUAAACAUUUUCAGUAAAACCCUGUACAAUUUU
Messenger RNA from Xenopus tropicalis (tropical clawed frog), 3561 nucleotides. It is a transcript of the gene myo3b, whose product is annotated as myosin 3b. The transcript has 27 exons. The record is from RefSeq and is a predicted model, not a curated record. Lineage: Eukaryota; Metazoa; Chordata; Amphibia; Anura; Pipidae. The coding region runs from base 256 to 3369 and encodes 1037 amino acids. Gene Ontology annotation, molecular function: ATP binding; cytoskeletal motor activity; protein serine/threonine kinase activity. Gene Ontology annotation, cellular component: myosin complex; cytoskeleton.